AUGUAUAGUAAUUAUGAACUAGAGAUAUUUCAGUUAAUAGUAAGUUGUUUAUCUGAUAAAGAUAUAGCUACUUGUCAGAGUAUUUGUAGCCUAUGGUAUAAGAAAUGGGUUAGGUAUCGUUAUAGUAAUGUUUACAUAAGGGGGGAACAUCAGUUUCGUUCAUUUUUUUAUUACAACCUAGAGACAUCAUUGUAUGGCCAUGAAACAAUGUAUUCAAUUGGCUACCAGGUUCAAAAACUGGUUAUUGAAAGAGUGUUUAUGCAUGAUGGUGUUAUUGCAAGUAAAGGGACUUACCGCAUGCCCUUUGAAUAUUACCAACAAUAUCAAAAACGCAAGGAAUUAGACAAAGUAAAAAAUAAUUUUCUGUUAUGGAAAGAUAUGCAAACCUUGGUGGAGUUCAAUGGCAUCACAGUUACCUGCUUUCUUCUUCAACAGCAACCAACCCAGUUAACAUCCUUAUUCAUUCAAUUCAAUAAUCAAAACGACCUUACCAACCAAAAGAUAUCCUUAAUCAAUUUACUACAUCAUGCUCCUCAACUCAAGUCACUUACAUUUGAAAAAAUUUAUUUAUCAAUAACAGAGUUAGAAAAGAUACAUGAAAAUUGUCCGCAGCUUAUGUUAUUGAAUAUAUUAGAUACAAUACUGUUAACUGCAGAGUUAUCACUUUUAUCUAAAAUUAGUCCUGCAAUCAAUCUACAUUCAUUUCGUUUUGUGAAUAGUAAAAUUAGUGAUGAUGUAUUUGGAUACAUGAAUUAUAUUGCUCAAAAAUAUACUCGUAUCAAAACACUUGAAAUAGAAAACUCCUGUUUACCUUUUAAACAAGAAGAAUCAAAGGGCUGCGACUCCAUAAGGUAUCAGAUCGAGUUAUUAAAAAUUGCUAAGCAAUGUAAAAAAUUAAGGGCUCUCAAGAUCCAACCCUUUGUUUUGAAUGACAUCUUUCUUCGUUUGUUAGACGAGAAUGAUGUUUGCUUAAGUCAAUUGUCAUUUGGCGAUAGCUUUGAUGUUAAUAGUUUAAUAUAUGAACUUGAUAGUUUAGUAAAAUCAAAUCAAAGGCAUUAUAUUAAUCACUUGACAAUUGACUGUCGUCGGCUGCUUAUGAGAGGAAGUGAUGGUCUAGAUCAGAAUAUGACUGUAAGUCAGAAUGAUACUACGCAAGUGAUUAGUAAGAAUGAUGAAGGGAAGAUAUGCCUUGAGAAUAUAUUAAACUAUUGUCCAAACCUAAUCUCAUUGGUCAUCACACAUGCUAAAAUAAUAAUUGCUUCCAAGUCAUGUUCUACACCAACAUCUACAUCUACAUUUACAUCCACUACUAUUAUUAGUAACAAUAGCAAUUUUGGCUAUGGAUUGCAAACUUUAAAACUAGAGCAUGUAUCACUAGAUAAUGAUAAUCCCGUGUUUCCCUUUAUUUCCACUUAUUGUAAGGCCCUACGUUAUUUAUCAUGCAUAUCUAUUAUUCCAACUUCAUCAUUACAUGAGUCAUCUAAUAACAAUCAUACAUUUGAUAUCUAUUUACCUAAUCAUCAUCUAAAUAUUCUGGUAUUGGAACAAAUCCGUGUAUCAAGCAAAUGUAACGCUCGACUAGGAACAUCUAGGUUUAAGAUCAUAUUAGGUAACACUUGUGAAGCCUAUUGGUAUGAUCUUACAGGAUAUACAAAUCCCUCUUUCUUCCCUAAUCAUCAUGACCUAUUAUCAUCUGAGUUGGGGUUAAACUCAAGGGAAAAUCGCUCAGAGACACAACAUACUUUCAGUAGUAGUAGAAUGCAUGCAACCAAGUUUAAGAAAACUAAAGACGCAAUAUACAAAAAUGAGAAUGAAUACAUAUCAAUUACCUGCAAAAGUAUUCGAGCAUUAUAUUUAAAUGGUCUCCGUAUUUUUUGA
Cokeromyces recurvatus is the source of this 1878-nucleotide messenger RNA. RefSeq lists its product as uncharacterized. Lineage: Eukaryota; Fungi; Mucoromycota; Mucoromycetes; Mucorales; Mucoraceae. The record is from RefSeq and is a predicted model, not a curated record. The transcript has 4 exons. The coding region runs from base 1 to 1878 and encodes 625 amino acids.